GUCACGUGCCGUGACAGCCGCCGGGGUGAGGCCGCCGUGGUCCGCCGGGCUGGUUGGGGCUGUGACCGGGGGAGGCGGCGCGGGGAUGGCGGUGGAGACUCUGUCCCCAGACUGGGAGUUCGACCGCGUGGACGACGGCUCGCAGAAAAUUCAUGCUGAAGUCCAACUUAAGAAUUAUGGGAAAUUUCUUGAGGAGUAUACGUCUCAAUUGAGAAGAAUUGAGGAUGCAUUGGAUGAUUCAAUUGGUGAUGUUUGGGAUUUCAAUCUUGAUCCAAUAGCAUUAAAGCUUUUGCCUUAUGAACAGUCUUCCCUUUUGGAACUCAUAAAGACUGAAAACAAGGUCUUGAACAAGGUCAUCACUGUUUAUGCUGCACUUUGUUGUGAAAUCAAGAAAUUAAAGUAUGAGGCUGAAACUAAAUUUUAUAAUGGUCUCUUGUUUUAUGGAGAAGGAGCUACAGAUUCCAGCAUGGUGGAAGGUGAUUGCCAAAUUCAAAUGGGAAGAUUUAUUUCAUUCUUACAGGAACUGUCUUGUUUUGUUACGAGGUGCUAUGAAGUGGUGAUGAAUGUAGUCCAUCAGUUGGCUGCCCUCUAUAUCAGUAACAAGAUUGCACCCAAAAUUAUAGAGACAACUGGAGUUCAUUUUCAGACUAUGUAUGAGCACUUGGGAGAGUUGCUAACUGUUUUGCUUACCCUGGAUGAAAUUGUUGAUAAUCAUGUCACAUUGAAAGAGCACUGGACUAUGUAUAAAAGGUUACUGAAAUCUGUCCAUCACAAUCCUUCAAAAUUUGGAAUUCAAGAAGAAAAACUAAAACCAUUUGAAAAGUUCUUGCUGAAGCUAGAAGGGCAGUUACUUGAUGGAAUGAUAUUUCAGGCUUGUAUAGAACAGCAGUUUGACUCUCUCAAUGGAGGAGUAUCUGUGUCAAAAAAUAACACUUUUGCUGAAGAAUUUGCACAUAGUAUUCGCUCAAUUUUUACAAAUGUAGAAGCCAAACUUGGAGAACCUUCUGAAAUUGACCAGAGAGACAAGUAUGUUGGAAUUUGUGGACUUUUUGUACUGCAUUUUCAAAUUUUUCGAACUAUUGAUAAAAAGUUUUAUAAGUCUUUAUUGGAUAUUUGUAAGAAGGUACCAGCCAUCACUCUAACUGCUAAUAUUAUUUGGUUUCCUGAUAAUUUUUUGAUCCAGAAAAUACCAGCAGCUGCCAAACUUCUAGACAGAAAAAGUCUUCAAGCCAUUAAAAUUCACAGAGAUACUUUCCUACAGCAGAAAGCUCAAUCACUUACCAAAGAUGUACAGUCUUACUACGUCUUUGUGAGCUCAUGGAUGAUGAAAAUGGAAUCUAUUUUAUCUAAAGAGCAGAAAAUGGAUAAAUUUGCUGAAGACCUCACCAAUAGAUGUAAUGUUUUUAUACAGGGCUUCUUGUAUGCAUACAGUAUUAGUACCAUUAUUAAAACCACAAUGAAUCUCUACAUGUCAAUGCAAAAGCCAAUGACCAAAACCUCGGUUAAGGCAUUAUGCAGACUUGUUGAACUUCUCAAGGCAAUAGAGCAUAUGUUUUACAGAAGAAGCAUGGUUGUGGCUGAUUCGGUUUCACAUAUAACACAGCACCUUCAACAUCAGGCUCUUAAUUCUAUUUCUGUGGCCAAGAAAAGAGUAAUUUCUGACAAAAAAUAUAGUGAACAGCGUCUUGAUGUGCUCUCUGCUUUAGUUUUGGCUGAAAACACUCUAAAUGGACCAAGCACAAGGCAACGGAGACUUAUUGUUUCUUUGGCACUAAGUGUUGGCACACAAAUGAAAACAUUUAAAGAUGAAGAACUCUUUCCACUCCAAGUAGUCAUGAAAAAGCUGGAUCUUAUCACUGAGCUUAGAGAAAGAGUCCAAACACAGUGUGACUGUUGUUUUUUAUACUGGCAUCGAGCUGUCUUCCCAAUUUAUUUAGAUGACGUAUAUGAACAUGCUGUUGAUGCAGCCAGAUUACAUUACAUGUUCAGUGCUUUACGAGACUGUGUACCUGCCAUGAUGCAUGCAAGGCAUUUAGAGUCCUAUGAAAUACUUCUGGAUUGCUAUGACAAAGAAAUUAUGGAAAUUUUAAACGAGCAUUUACUGGACAAAUUAUGCAAGGAAAUAGAGAAGGAUCUGCGACUUUCUGUGCACACUCAUUUAAAGCUGGAUGACCGAAACCCUUUCAAAGUUGGCAUGAAAGACCUGGCCCUUUUUUUCUCUUUGAAUCCAAUUCGAUUUUUCAAUCGUUUUAUUGACAUUCGAGCUUAUGUAACUCACUACCUAGACAAGACCUUCUACAAUUUAACAACAGUAGCUCUUCAUGAUUGGGCCACUUACAGUGAAAUGAGAAAUUUAGCUACCCAGCGUUAUGGAUUGGUUAUGACCGAAGCUCAUCUUCCUAGUCAGACUUUGGAACAGGGACUGGAUGUUUUGGAAAUUAUGAGAAAUAUUCAUAUAUUUGUGUCUCGAUACCUCUAUAAUCUCAACAAUCAGAUUUUUAUUGAACGAACAAGCAAUAACAAACAUUUGAACACUAUUAAUAUUCGACAUAUUGCUAAUUCAAUUCGAACACAUGGCACAGGAAUCAUGAAUACAACAGUUAAUUUCACCUACCAGUUUUUGAAAAAGAAGUUCUAUAUAUUCAGCCAAUUUAUGUAUGAUGAACAUAUCAAAUCUAGAUUGAUUAAAGAUAUUCGUUUUUUCAGGGAAGUCAAGGACCAAAAUGAUCAUAAGUAUCCUUUUGAAAGAGCAGAAAAAUUUAAUCGAGGCAUCAGAAAACUUGGAAUUACCCCAGAGGGACAAAGCUACCUUGAUCAGUUCAGGCAACUCAUCAGCCAGAUUGGUAAUGCUAUGGGCUAUAUACGAAUGAUAAGAUCUGGUGGCCUUCACUGUAGCAGCAAUGCCAUUAGAUUUGUGCCUGAUCUUGAAGAUAUUGUGAAUUUUGAAGAACUAGUAAAAGAAGAAGGUCUUGCAGAAGAAACAUUAAAAGCAGCAAGGCAUUUGGAUUCAGUCCUCAGUGAUCAUACACGAAAUUCUGCCGAAGGCACAGAGUAUUUCAAAAUGCUUGUAGAUGUUUUUGCUCCAGAAUUUCGAAGGCCAAAGAAUAUACAUCUUCGAAAUUUCUAUAUCAUUGUUCCCCCUCUGACCCUCAACUUUGUAGAACAUUCCAUUAGCUGCAAGGAGAAAUUGAAUAAAAAAAAUAAAAUUGGAGCUGCUUUCACUGAUGAUGGGUUUGCCAUGGGUGUGGCUUACAUUUUGAAGCUUUUGGAUCAGUACCAGGAAUUUGACUCACUUCACUGGUUCCAGUCUGUUAGAGAGAAGUACCUGAAGGAGAUAAGAGCAGUUGCUAAGCAACAGAAUGUGCAGUCAGCUAGUCAAGAUGAAAAACUACUACAGACCAUGAAUCUCACUCAGAAGCGCCUGGAUGUCUGUCUACAGGAAUUUGAGUUGCUCUAUUUCUCACUGAGCAGUGCAAGAAUUUUCUUCAGAGCAGACAAGACUGCAGCUGAAGAAAACCAAGAAAAGAAAGAGAAAGAAGAGACAAAAGCAAGCAAUGGAGACCUGUCCGACAGCACUGUGUCUGCAGAUCCUGUUGUCAAAUGAUAUUGAUGGUAUGCAUUGCUCCUAUGAGAUCAUCAGAAUUGUGUCAGUACUGUUGCCAGUGAAAUGAUGUUAAUGAGGUAAUGAUGAGUAUUCCCUGGGCCGCAUUUCUGGUAAUAGGUCGAUGUUGCAACUCUUUAAAGCAGUGCUCUAAAGUUAAGUCUGUUUUUCUUCUAAAGGCUGUAUCUACUUUUCAGAGUUUGAGAAUGAGGUUUUAAAUUGGAUUUUUGCCUGGACUUCAGGCUAGGAGAUGUGCCUGUGGAGAGUUAUUUGAUGUGAAGUUAUAGAAGGGCCAAUCCAAAUUCCUAAACUGCCGCCUCAGAUCUCUUGUAAUCUACAUGAGGGUUUAUAAUUUGUAUUUGCAUAGGUCUUUGAUCCAUAUUUGUCUAAUUGGAAAUUCAGUGCAUAUACUAUGUACAGCCAGCAAAUACAUGUUUAAACAAAAUGCAUUAAGCCUGAAAUUUAUGAAGCAUACAUAUCAAUAUUCUUAUGACAGGAAUAUUUAAAGAUGGUUUUGAUAAUAGAGGUGAGACAUAAGUAUGUUACGUACCGUUCAUGUACAGUGUAGAACUGAUUCAUUGUUAAUUUCAUGUGACUCACAAGAGCUGUCAGUGUCUUUGAGAAGACAUUUUAUAUAACUAGUUUACAUUGCUUUGAGAACAUGUAACCUCCAACAACUGCUUUAAAUUUAAGAUUUACUUAAUACUCAAGAUGAAAGAAAAUUCAGAGAAAGCCAUAGAGUCCUGCUUGAAGCUUCACUUUUGGUUGAAGACACUAUGUAUGAUAUCAGAGAAAAUUAUAUGGAUUUUUAUUUCUACAUCCAAACUCAGGUUUCUUCUACAUUAGGUUGAAUUGAAAUCUUGGUGAUGGUUUGGGCAGACUUUUUCUUUAAACCAAGUAUAAUCUAAGACAUCAGAUUAAUAAGCACUGUGCAGGCUUUUUAAAAAUUACCACUGUGACAAUAAAGUUAUAAUAAAUUAAAUCAUUUACUGAUUUAAAAAUACAGUAAGAUUUUGAGUAAAUUUAGUUCCUGGCAGGCUACUAGCUUUAUUUUUGUAAAGAUUACAUCAGUUAAUAAUUAAAUGGUUAAUCAUGGCCUAUAAGCUUUUAAUAUAAUACAGUUAUACUUUUACAAUGAAAACAAAUUUUAAAACUGUACACAUAAUACUAAUAACAUCAUUUGGGAAAUACUUGAUUUCUCCAUUGCACUUGCCUAUUAAGCAUUUCUUUGGGUAUAUCAUGCAGGGCGUCCUAAUGGUGUUUGAUUUUUCAGCUUUUGGAGUAGGUAUGCAUUUGCCCUAUCUGUAUUCAUUGGUUACUGGCAGGGUAACUGUCCCAGCCCAAGAUAAACACUUUCACUGUUCCAAGUCAGAAGAAACAGAAUAGGUAGGAAAUGGUUUUUGUUUUUUACUUAAACAUGACUUACAGAAUUAUGUACAAUGGAUGGAUUAAAGGCAUUUAAUAUUUGUAAUUCAUACUAACUGUAGAAAUGGCCCUAAAGCAUGCUGCAUAAUUAGUAAUUUAUAUUUUCAUUAUUAUGUUUUUAUUAAUGAUCUUGCUUUGAUUGUAUCAAACUCAUCACCAUUUCAUAGCAACAAUAUUGUUUUGUUUUUUUUCUCUGACUUCCCUAAAAUAAUCCCGUUCACUAUGGAUACAAACUGUAAUUGGAAGAGAAACCAAUGUCUGUUCGUUAUCCACACGUAUCAGUUGUUACCGAUUUUAUGAAUACUAUAUAGAGUUCAUAUGCUGACUCCAUGGAUAUGUACAACUGAGAAGAAAGGAAUAGAUUGUUAUUCUGCCAUUAGUUCAAAAUAAUGUCACUGCAGUCUGGGUAAGUUACAGAUAUUUGAAAUAAAAUCUCUGAAAAUGAUUAAGCAUACUUAAAUGCUAUUAAAGUGCAGAGCAAUAGGGCUUAAGUGUUUCACACUUAAUACACAUUUAGAUGAUUUUCUUUGCUCUAACAUAUUGUUAAAUAUUGUUUUCAGACACUGUAAUUUAAAAUUAGUGUGAGCAUUUGUUGUAAAUUCACAAAAACUCAGUAAUGUUCAAGUUCUCAGGAAGUAAGGACUAACCAUUAUCUUUGUCUGUUCUAAUUAAGUUUUAUAAAGGAUGGCAAGUUUGUUACCUCACUUGAGUGGGACUUCCCUCUCCCGAUUCUAAGAAAAUAUAAUAUGCAUAAUAAAACCUUAAUAAAUAUAAUUUCAAAAAUUUACUUCCUUCCCCUAAUGUUUAUGUUCAAAAUUGAAUGUCUUAAACCAGUACUUCUUAACAUUAACCUUUUUGGAGUCCCCUUUAAUAAAUACAGGGAAUCAAUACUUGCACGUGUAUAUGUAAAAAUUUCAAGUAUAAAAUUGGUAUUGGCACCGCU
This is a messenger RNA of Canis lupus familiaris (dog), 5969 nucleotides long. RefSeq names its product WASH complex subunit 4 (gene WASHC4). The record is from RefSeq and is a predicted model, not a curated record. The coding region runs from base 86 to 3604 and encodes 1172 amino acids. The transcript is spliced from 33 exons. Gene Ontology annotation, cellular component: endosome; WASH complex. Gene Ontology annotation, biological process: endosomal transport; endosome organization. Lineage: Eukaryota; Metazoa; Chordata; Mammalia; Carnivora; Canidae.